Hordeum vulgare subsp. vulgare (domesticated barley) is the source of this 474-nucleotide messenger RNA. RefSeq names its product defensin Tm-AMP-D1.2-like. NCBI's taxonomy places the organism in Eukaryota, Viridiplantae, Streptophyta, Magnoliopsida, Poales, Poaceae. The transcript is spliced from 2 exons. Bases 112 to 366 code for a protein of 84 amino acids. The record is from RefSeq and is a predicted model, not a curated record. Gene Ontology annotation, biological process: defense response.
ACGCCGUAAACUCCUCCUUCUCUUUGCUUCUCCCCGCCGCCGCCGCCGCAGCAGCAGAUCUCUGAUUUGGCACUCGGACUCGGGUGAAGCAACCAGCCAGCAAGCAGAGAGAUGGCGUUGCUCUCCCCUCGUCGCAUGGCCGCCACGCCGGCCGCCCUCCUCCUCCUCCUGCUCCUCCUCGUCGCCGCCACCGAGAUGGGGAAGACGGCGGAGGCCCGGACGUGCGAGUCGCAGAGCCACAAGUUCAAGGGCGCCUGCUUCAGCGACACCAACUGCGCCAGCGUCUGCCGCACGGAGGACUUCCCCCGCGGCCACUGCAGCACGCACUACGCCGCUCGCAAGUGCUACUGCGAGCGGGACUGCUGAGCAGUUGUCUUGGUCUUGCGUUGUGCCGUUGUCUGUCUGUUCCGUGUCUUGAUUAGGAUGGUGACAAGGAAAUAAAAGCAGCCCUGCGUGUUCUUGCGGCUUCAGUUA